Artibeus jamaicensis (Jamaican fruit-eating bat) is the source of this 5147-nucleotide messenger RNA. It is a transcript of the gene KLHL8, whose product is annotated as kelch like family member 8. The record is from RefSeq and is a predicted model, not a curated record. NCBI's taxonomy places the organism in Eukaryota, Metazoa, Chordata, Mammalia, Chiroptera, Phyllostomidae. Gene Ontology annotation, molecular function: protein binding. Bases 819 to 2678 code for a protein of 619 amino acids. The transcript is spliced from 10 exons.
CCUGAUCACCAGUGUUUUAAACUGUGCAUCUGAGAGUUUUGCUAUUUCUUCAUUGCUUAGAUUUAUAGGCUCUGGGGCUUUGAGAUCUUCUUGAGCCAUUUUUGGUCUGUUCUGGCCCUUUAAGUGUGAGAAGCGGAGCCUUGGACUCCCAGGUCGCUGGGUUGUGACGCUGUAUGUGGGGGCGUGGUCAGAGCGGGGAAAUGGCGGCACCCUCUGCUGUUUCACGCCACUGGGUGAGGAGCAGAGGCUUAGGUGGUUCACCUGGGCCGGGCCACUAAGAGUCGCUGGGUUAUGACGCUGUAUGUGGAGGUGGGGUCAGAGCGGGGAAAUGGCGGCGCCCUCCCUGCCGCUUGCCGAGGGGACCGGCUGGGUCCCAGUCCAAUCGCCCACUCCCUCGCUUGUCUAUCCACACACGAAUGCACAACCACAGCCCACCCAGAGCCCUGCUCCCUCGCUGUUUCCCCGAGGUUGCUCUGUUGCUUGCUUGGUUGCUUGCUCGGUCGCUCACUAGGUCCAACCCUGCGCCUGGAUUCUGCACCCCUGGAUUCUGGGCGCCUGGAUUCCGCGCACCUGGAUUCCGUGCACCUGGAUUCUGUGCGCCUGAGUCCGUCCAACCGAGUUUUCCUGUGCAACCCCUGCUCCACCAGCUGCUGGUUUCGCCCCUUACCGUUUCAGAAAACUGGAUAAUGGCAGUUGAGUGAGUUUAAAACUGUCUGAAGCUUAGUGGGUGCAUCUACCUUCUGCGUGUGCCCUAUUAUUUACAAAAGAAUAAAUGGGGUGUUUGACAAGACAGCUCUGUUAAAAGAAGAGUGUUGCAAAUGGCUUCAGAAUCCAUGAAUGCAAAACAAAGUAGGAGUCACUUCACAAAGGGAAAAAGGCAACAGCACCAGCAAAUAAAGAAUAGAUCUUCCGUUGGUGAUGGUGAUGGAGACGAGUCCUUUAUCUUUGAAGCACAUGAAGCUUGGAAAGAUUUCCAUGGGUCUCUUCUUCGGUUUUAUGAAAAUGGAGACCUCUGUGAUGUCACACUAAAGGUUGGCUCAAAGUUAAUCUCUUGUCACAAAUUGGUAUUGGCUUGUGUUAUUCCCUACUUUAGAGCCAUGUUUCUCUCGGAAAUGGCUGAAGCCAAGCAAACAGUGAUCGAGAUUAGAGAUUUUGAUGGUGAUGCAAUAGAAGACCUGGUAAAGUUUGUCUAUUCUUCACGGCUCACUUUGACUGUGGACAACGUCCAGCCUCUCUUAUAUGCAGCCUGUAUUCUACAGGUUGAACUGGUGGCUAGAGCUUGUUGUGAAUACAUGAAGUUACAUUUUCAUCCUUCCAACUGCUUGGCAGUAAGAGCCUUUGCAGAAAGUCACAACCGAAUAGACUUAAUGGACAUGGCGGAUCAGUAUGCGUGUGAACAUUUUACUGAAGUAGUGGAGUGUGAAGACUUUGCAAGUGUGUCACCCCAGCAUCUCCAUAAGCUUUUGUCCUCCAGUGAUCUAAAUAUUGAGAAUGAAAAACAGGUCUAUAAUGCAGCCAUCAAGUGGCUUCUUGCCAAUCCUCAGCAUCAUUCCAAGUGGUUGGAUGAAACACUUGCACAGGUUCGUUUGCCGCUGUUGCCAGUGGAUUUUCUAAUGGGUGUUGUGGCAAAAGAACAGAUUGUCAAGCAAAAUCUAAAAUGUAGAGAUUUAUUGGAUGAAGCAAGAAAUUACCAUCUUCACUUGAGUAGCAGAGCAGUACCUGACUUUGAAUACUCUGUUCGGACUACACCAAGGAAGCAUACUGCUGGUGUGCUGUUUUGUGUGGGUGGUCGAGGUGGAUCUGGUGACCCUUUUCGCAGUAUUGAGUGCUAUUCUAUCAACAAAAACAGUUGGUUCUUCGGACCAGAAAUGAAUAGUCGAAGGCGACAUGUGGGUGUCAUCUCUGUGGAAGGUAAAGUGUAUGCAGUAGGUGGACAUGAUGGAAAUGAACAUUUAGGUAGCAUGGAGAUGUUUGAUCCUCUCACUAAUAAAUGGAUGAUGAAGGCAUCAAUGAACACAAAGAGGCGAGGAAUUGCGUUGGCCUCCUUAGGAGGCCCAAUUUAUGCAAUUGGAGGGUUAGAUGACAACACUUGCUUCAACUACGUGGAGAGAUAUGACAUAGAAUGUGAUCAGUGGAGUACAGUUGCACCAAUGAAUAUUCCCCGCGGAGGAGUUGGCUCUGUGGCUCUACUAAACCAUGUCUAUGCAGUAGGUGGCAACGAUGGAGUGGCUUCUUUAUCUAGUGUGGAGCGGUAUGAUCCACAUCUGGAUAAGUGGAUAGAAGUUAAAGAGAUGGGUCAACGAAGAGCAGGCAAUGGAGUUAGUGAGCUCCACGGUUGCUUAUAUGUUGUUGGUGGUUUUGAUGAUAAUUCUCCUCUGAGUUCAGUUGAGCGGUAUGACCCUCGAAGCAACAAGUGGGAUUAUGUGGCAGCACUUACCACUCCCAGGGGUGGAGUGGGGAUUGCAACAGUGAUGGGCAAGAUCUUUGCAGUUGGUGGUCAUAAUGGCAAUGCAUACUUAAAUACUGUUGAAGCAUUUGAUCCAGUGCAGAACAGAUGGGAGCUGGUUGGAUCUGUGUCCCACUGCAGAGCUGGAGCAGGUGUAGCUGUGUGUGCCUGUUUAAAUAGCCAAAUUCGAGAUGUAGGUCACGGGCCCAGUAAUGUGGUUGACUGUAUGUGAGUUUCAGCCAUCAACGAUUUAGUCCUGUCUGAUAGUCAAGAAAGAUGACCCGGAUUUUGUAUGACCAUCUUUGAACAAUUUUAACUACUACUAGAGUCUUAUCUAAAUGUAAACUGUUGUAUUGUGACUAAGUGCAACUUUUGGAAUAGUAGGAAAAGAAUUAUUAGUAAUUAAGUUAAAUUUGUUUCUUCCCACUUUAGCAAAUAAUUGAGUGGGGAAGGGAGACAUUGUAACCUGAAAUCAUACCUGCUCUGAAAAAAAGGUUUAAAAUCAUGCCAAAUAUUGAAAUCCCCAUUUAAAAAAGUGUAGAUGAAUCAAAAUGUAAAACAGUCAUUUGUUUAGUUGUACAUUUUCUUUUGCCUAAAGGUAUUAACCUUAGCCAGUGGAUUUUUCCUAGAGGCCAGAUUAGAACCUAUUCAUCAACACCAGGGUAUCAGGAUAGGUAAGAAACCUCCUUUUGAAGAGCAGUUCUAUUUGAUGCUGAUGAAUUUAUGCCUUGCUUUUUUCUAGGUGUUGAUUUUUCAAUUCCUUGGAUAUUUACAGAAGUAGAAACAAAUGUGUCCUCUUUCUGCAUGCCACUCGGCUGCAUUUUCAGAAACUUAUAGGAGUAUUAGAAGAUCUUAAUUUCAGUUUCACUUGUUAAGACACCAAGAGACCUAGCUGACCUAAUUCAACCUGAAUGAGUGUACACUUUUAUUUUUUCAUCUCAUACAAAAAGGAAUUUUUACAUAAUAAGCAAAAGUUGAACUAGAGGAAAUAUUAGAAGCCUUUAGAGUUGAUGUUAUUCUGGUGCCCAGUGAAGAAACCUUGAGAAAAAAUGGCACAGCUUAUGUGUCUCCUUAAUGAGGGAACCCAAAAGUAUGUUCAGUACUCUUUUUUGAUUUGAUUCUGAACUCCCUGUUUUGCUGUUUGCCACUGUCCUGGUGUUUCUAACUGUACAGACUCUGUAUUAAUUUAUUAUUAGAAAAUGAAUGCAUUUUUACAUAAACCUUAUAUAGACUGUAGUUUACUGAUUAGUUAAAGUUCAUCAUCACAAAUAAAAGAUAUUGUUGGUAAAACAGAGAAAGUUUUUUUUCCUGUUUUAUUUAAUCCCCUUUGGUAUAUUUAUUGAACUUUAAUUGAAAAUAUUUCUGUACAUUAAUUUGAAGUUAGGAUAUUCAUAUACCUACUGAUUUAACAGCUUUUCGUGGUUUAACCAGCGUUAUAAAAUGACCUAUUCAUUAUAUGUACAUAUUUUUAUAAAUAUUUAUGAAGAAUAUUAAAGAUUUUCUCUUUUGUAUUUGCAAUGAAGUUUGAUACUUCUCUUCUAGGCCUUUCUAAGUUUUCCUUUAGUUAUGCCUUAGAAUUUAGUAUAAUUCACUGCUGGUCAGUUUUCUGUUUCACAGGGAAGCAGGGGAAUGAAGAGCACUAACCCCUCUAGCUAGCCCUGAAGUUCAUUGCCUAGUUAGUAGCUCUGACCAUCCUCAUUGAAGGGCAUCCUGGGCUUGUCAGUGCAGCAGAUCAAAAAGCCACAUUACAAAGGUAGUAUCUAUUAGGUAUAAUUAGACCCUCCAAAAAAGGGGGGCAAAAUUGUAGGAGAGUUCAGCGUAGCAGAAAAAGGUCUUUCAUGAAGCAGAUUUAAAAUUUCCCAAAUUAUGCCAUUUUUUGGCAUAAUUUUUUGUUCUCUUAUAUACCUAUAACCAUAUUCAGUCAGUCCCCAAAGCAUUUAACUCCUUAGUACUUACUAGAUUGGCUACAACUGGCUGGAUGUAGAGAAUUAGUCUCAUAAUCUGGCUUCAACUGUGUAUUUGUCAUAUCUAACGGCAUUCUUGUAUUACAGUGCUUGUCGAGCUGUAGUUACUAGUUAUUUUAUUUAUUUGGUGGUGAAGGAGAUUUCGAUCUUAUUUCUAAGAUUAAAAUAUUUUUUCUUUAACAUUUCUGCCUUUGUCAUGUGUAUAGAAUUUAGGAACAUAAAGAUGUUCAUUUCCAACUGUGAUUUUUAUUUUAAAGUAGUCAUCUAGCAUACUAACCUGGUACCCCAGCUACCCAUAAAAUAUGAACUACUCAUAAGAGAAGUCACACAAAGCAGUGGAACAUGUGGCUGACUGGCACAUUGUGUGGUCAACAGUCAGAGGCACAGCCUUGAAGGACCGGGCAAUGGUUGGAAAGAUAAAUAGGGGAAUCAUAUGCACGAUCUCUUUAUUAAACACAUAUUCUUUAAGAUAUGAAAUGAGAAUCUGGCCAAAGGAAUCAUGCAGUUGAAAGAUGAUUAUAUUCAUAGGUAUAAAGAGAUGAAAUAUUAAAAGGUGGCUCCUUAAUUAUGAGGCCUGUUUACUUUCAGCUUAGGUGUUAAAAUGCCUAUCAAAAAGUGAUAUAAAAUAGAGCUAAAUUUUGACAUUAUACAUGGAAAAAAGAAAAAAUGAAAAUCUGCAUACUAUUUCUUCAGGAUGUAUCGCUAGGUGCUCUGUGUGGUUUUCCCAUGUACUUGCG